AAGCGUCUGUCAGAACACUGUGAGUUCGGCACAACACUGAGUGACACCAUAAGAGACAGAUUUGUGUGUGGGUUGCGUAGUGAGACCAUUCAAAAGCGACUCUUAUGUGAAAGUAACCUAACGCUAGAGCGAGCAAUGGAAAUCGGUGUAUCCAUGGAAAUGGCUGCAAAAGAAGCACAAGAGUUAAGCACAGCCAGUCAAGUUCACAAUGUGUACAGUGAAAGAGUGAAACAGGAUGAUAAGCGAGCAUGUUACCGCUGUGGAAAGAGUAGUCAUAUGGCACAGGAAUGCUGGUUCAAAGACAAAGACUGCAGAAACUGUGGAAAAAAAGGCCAUAUUGAACGUGUGUGCCAAAACAGAAAGCAAAAUGAGAAAGCAAACCCAGCUAAACCUGGAGAGUUCAAGAAAAGUUAUGUCAGAAAACUCAAAAAGAAAAACGUGAAUCAAGUGAAAUAUUCAGGGAAACAACAGGAGGAUGAAUCUGAUGAAACUGAAUACUCGCAUGUAAUGUCUGUGUCUUCAAAUUCUGAUGGCUACUGGGUGACACCACUUCUAGAUGGAAAAGCUGUCCCAAUGCAAGUGGACACAGGAGCUGCUGUAUCGCUCAUGGCAGAGUCAACUUACCGAGAGAAGUGGCCAUACCUCUGUCUCAAAGAAGCGAAGCUGAGCUUGAAAACAUACACAGGUGGAUCCUGUUUCCCAAGAGCUGCUGACCAUCGUGACACACAAGGGCCUAUACAGGUAUCAGAGGCUUCCUUUCGGCAUAACUUCGGCUCCAGCGUUGUUCCAGCGGGCCAUGGACCAGAUCCUGAGUGGAUUGAAUGGAGUACAGUGUUAUCUCGAUGAUCUGUUAAUUACAGGGAAAGAUGAUGAAGACCAUCUCGGGAACCUGAACGCAACACUACAAAGGCUAAAAGAGUAUGGCCUUCGGGUGAAGAAAGACAAAUGUGACUUCUUCCAGCCCACCAUCGAGUACCUAGGACACGUGAUUGAUAGCGCUGGUCUUCACAAAGCUCCAUCAAAGGUAAAAGCUAUUGUGGAUGCGCCGUCACCAAAGAACGUAAGCCAACUGCGAUCAUUCCUAGGAUUGCUAACAUACUAUGCAAAGUUCAUGCCAAACCUUUCCAGUAGACUUCGUCCACUUCAUGAACUGUUAAACAAGUCAAACAAAUGGAAAUGGUCUGACAAAUGUGAAAAGGCAUUCAGAGAUGUGAAGUGCACAUUAACACAAUCAGAGGUCCUCACACAUUACAACCCUGCCCUACCGAUACAGUUGGCAUGUGAUGCUUCACCGUAUGGUGUAGGUGCGGUACUUUCACAUGUAAUGCCAUCUGGUGAAGAAAGACCAAUCGCUUUUGCGUCAAGGACUCUGAACUCAGCAGAGAGUAAUUAUGCUCAAAUUGAGCGAGAAGCUUUAGCAAUCGUGUUUGGUGUGAAGAAAUUUCACCAGUACCUGUUUGGGCGCAGAUUUACCCUGCUCACAGACCACAGACCCCUUACCUCCAUUUUUGGUCCCCAAACCGGUAUUCC
Messenger RNA from Pimephales promelas (fathead minnow), 1530 nucleotides. The record is from RefSeq and is a predicted model, not a curated record. Lineage: Eukaryota; Metazoa; Chordata; Actinopteri; Cypriniformes; Leuciscidae.